Molecule: messenger RNA, 2795 nt
Organism: Cinclus cinclus
Lineage: Eukaryota; Metazoa; Chordata; Aves; Passeriformes; Cinclidae
Gene: HAGHL
Product: hydroxyacylglutathione hydrolase like
Exons: 8
Coding region: 119-964 (281 amino acids)
Molecular function (GO): hydroxyacylglutathione hydrolase activity
Source: RefSeq, a predicted model, not a curated record
GCGUGACCCGCCCCGCACACGGCCGGACCGCCCCGGCCCCGCCCGCGGGUGGCGCUGGGGACGCGCCGGGGUCCCGCACCCCCUGCCCGCGUGUCCCCGCCGUGUCCCCGCCGGGGCCAUGAAGGUGAAGGUGAUCUCCGUGCUGGAGGACAAUUACAUGUACCUGGUGAUCGAGGAGAGCACCCGCGACGCCGUGGCCGUGGACGCCGCUGUCCCCAGAAGGCUGCUGGAGAUCAUCAGGAAGGAGGACGUGGUGCUCAGAGCCAUCCUCACCACCCACCACCACUGGGACCACGCCAGGGGCAAUGAGGAGCUGGCCCAGCUCUUCCCAGGCCUGCAGGUUUUUGGUGCUGACGAGCGCAUCGGGGCCCUCACCCACAGAGUCACCCACGGGCAGGAGCUCACGUUUGGGGCCAUCAGGGUGAGGUGUCUCUUCACCCCGUGCCACACCUCGGGCCACAUGUGCUACUUCAUGUGGGAGGACGAUUCCCCGGAUGCUCCAGCUCUUUUCUCAGGUGACACCCUGUUCGUGGGGGGCUGCGGGCAGUUCUUCGAGGGGACAGCAGAGCAGAUGCACACCAACCUCACCCAAACCCUGGGCACUCUGCCCAAGGACACGAAAAUUUUCUGUGGUCACGAAUGCACCGUCCGAAACCUCAAAUUCGCCUUGAAGGUGGAGCCAGACAACGAAGUGGUGAAGGAGAAGCUGGCGUGGGCCAAACGCGAUGACGAGGACCUGCCCACGGUGCCCUCCACGCUGCAGGAGGAGUUCCUGUACAACCCCUUCCUGAGGGUCACGGAGGAGCCCGUGCAGAGGUUCACGGGCAGCACGGAGCCUGUGGAGGUGCUGAGGGUGCUGCGCUCCCAGAGGGACAACUUCAAGAAGCCCAAGGAGAGACCCAACCCCCAGGCCAUGCUGGCCUUCGACUGGGGGCUCUUCGCGCCUUUCCUGGAGAAGAAGUGACAAAGUGACAUCCCUGAGGUGCCAGGGCUCCCUCCUGGCUGUGCCCAGCUCGGGUUCGCUCCCAGCUGGGACGUGGAUUUUGUCUUUAAGCUGCUUGUGUGAGGCUGCUCUGCUCUGCUCCCCCUCUGGCUCCUGGGAUUCCCUGGGGAGCAGUACCUGGAUCCCUUCGGAGAGCCCCGGCCGUGGGACCCCCCCUUGGUGCCAGGAUGCUGGCAGAGGGUCAGGACGUGGCUUGGAGCAGGGGACACUCCCAGUUUUGGGGUCAGUGCAGGAGCUGCCAGCUGCCCGUGGAUGUCCAUGUCCAUGUGGCUGUGGAAGGGAGCCAGGGAGAGAAGUGGGAAUGCUCAGGGAUCGUGGUGCUGUGCUCCAUGGAGCUCCCAAUCCCAGGGUUUGUGUGAUGGCGCCUUUGGAAUUCCUGGGAGCUCUCCUGGCCCUGCCUGUCCUGCUCCAGCCACCCUGGGCCCCUCUCGGGCCAGGGAUGGACACUUGGAGCCCCACGGGAAACUGGGAAGUCACUGAUGGCACUGGUGGCACCAGUACCCACCUGACUCCAGCCCUGUGCUAACAAAUCCCUCAUCACAGCAGGGCUUGGGUGGGCUUUUCCCCUUUUACUCCCAGUUUUCCCAGUAGGUCCCACAGGGAUUUGUGCGGGGAUCUGUGACCCAGUCGCUGCCUUGGGGAGCCCUUGGACCACAGGGGGCGUCCAGGUGGAGCCCAGAGUCUGCUCCAGGAGGGAUUUCCCAAGGUGGGGCAGAUUUUAGGCAGCCAAGAACAAAGUGCUGCCAGGCAUCCCUUGCUUUUUUUUGCUUUUUCCAAGAUAAAAACUGGAAAAGACUUGGUGCCAACGCCAUGGACAUUGCCUUGUCCUCAAGAGCCAGGGAGCAGCUGGGGCUCCCAGGCCUCCCCAGCCUUUAUUUUCUCCAAAAUCAGGGCUGUGUUUUAUUUAAUUUUAAGAGAAAACUUAAUUUCAGAGAAAGAAGCAGAGUUUUAUUUGCAGGUGUGGGGGGAAGCACUUCACACCAGUGAAGUCAUUCCCUUUUUUAUUUCUUUUUUUUUUUGUGGAGAAAAUGAGGCUUUGCUGGCAGCUCCCAGCACUGGGAUAAAGUUGAUUUCAGGGAUUUUCCUUUGUGGACUGUGAACCUUUGUUGCCACUGGAGUCUGGUUUGGGGCUUUUUCCUGUGCUACAAACCGGACCAAGGUUUUCUUUUUACCUUUUAUUAAGUUAUAGAUUGGAUUUCCUUCCUUGCAUGGAUUUCUCCAGCUGCAAAAGCUCCCUUGGUACCAUGGCCUGAAUUCCUGAGUUUCCAUGAAAUGCUGGAGUUGUGGAUGUCCCCUGUGUGUUCCUUUGGAAUUUUAUUUAUCCUGGGAGCAGGGAUGCUCCUGUGUGUUUGAACCAACCCCGAGCCUGCUCCACACCUCACAGCUGGGAAGAAUUCCAGCUGGGACAAAUUCCUGGUGCCAGAGCAGGGAACCCAGGGUGUCCUGGGUGGCUUCACUGACCUCUGUGUCUGGGAACUGAGGAAGUGACCAAGUGUAGAGCCCUGAGCAUUUGCUUUCCAGCUAAUUAAGCUUCAUGAAUUGUGCAUUUCUGGGCUGACGUGCUUGUGCUCAGCAGCCACUCACUGUGCUCUGCACUGAUUCCAGGCUGGAGCCUCCCCCUGUCCUGCUUUAGCCAAAUCCCUGCAUGGAAAAGGGAAUUCACUGGAAGCACCAAUCUGCUCCUCGAGGUGGGGAGGGGGGGGAGCAUGCCUUGGAACACUGUGAGGUCAUUAAUGACCAGCAGCAGCUGAAAAAUGGAAAGCUUUUAAUUAAAAAACCACGAAAAUCACAA